Ceraceosorus guamensis is the source of this 4979-nucleotide messenger RNA. RefSeq lists its product as hypothetical. Gene Ontology annotation, molecular function: guanyl-nucleotide exchange factor activity; SNARE binding. NCBI's taxonomy places the organism in Eukaryota, Fungi, Basidiomycota, Exobasidiomycetes, Ceraceosorales, Ceraceosoraceae. The coding region runs from base 269 to 4621 and encodes 1450 amino acids. Gene Ontology annotation, cellular component: early endosome; plasma membrane; transport vesicle. Gene Ontology annotation, biological process: early endosome to late endosome transport. The transcript is spliced from 2 exons. The record is from RefSeq and is a predicted model, not a curated record.
CCCACCCAUCCAUCGUCCAUCGUCUCGCUCUCGUUUCGUCGGCUCCUUUUCUCUUCGAUACGGAUCUGUAUGGCGGCAGUUCCACACGGACAGCGCUCCGUGCGCUUCAAGCUGUGUCCAUUGCCGACCAGCUUUUUCGCUUCUCAGUAAAUCGUUGCGCUCUAUAAAUGUGGAACUGCUGCAAACAUCGUAUUGCUCACGACUUCGCCCCCUACCAAUUUCUCUGUCAAAAUCUGCUUCGAAGGACGCUCGAGGCACUUGGCUCAUCAUGGCGAGCGCACUCCAACGUCUUUUCCGCAAACGGGCCAAGGCUCGACAGCAGGAGGCCCAAAAAAAAGAGGCAAACGCGCGCCAUUCGGACGCUCUUGAGGAUGCAUUCUCUUCAUCACCAGGCGGCGGUCUCAACCGUCCAUCACCCGCCGACCGGUCGUCCUCGCCUGCCUCUUCGCUCUACUCGGCGCCUCUCACGCCGCACUCGACCCGCACGGCGUCGACCGACUUCGUCCAUCACAAGAGCCACGUGCCCUUGAGUCCAGCGCUUACCGUGUCCAGCUUAGCCUCGCUUCGAAGUCCGGACUCUUCCUCCACUCAAGCCAUGACCGCACCCUUCAGUGGCUGGCUCUCAGGCCCCAGCAGGCCACGCGCUCACAGCUUCGAUGCCCUGUCAUCCUUCUCUGGCCAGAGCGGUCUCAGCAAGCAGCCAGGAUCCAUACACGACGAGUUCGGACGCAUGUCCCUACAAGAGAGUCGGGCGGAUGAGACCAUGUACUCCUUCACGCACGCCUCGGACAACGAAGAGGAGGAUGACUUUGACGUCAAUCCAGUCUACACCGCACUCUCGGAGACACCAGUGCAUCAGCAGGAUUGGCGUGCUGCCAGGCUCGUCCUCCUUCCGCCAGCUUCCUUGCUUCGAGAAAUGAGCGUCCCAGUUGACUCAGAGCCUGCUUGGACCGCACUACAUGCGCUCAAGCCUUCACCUGUCUACCGCGGCCAGUAUGUAAAUGUGCGAAGCUCUGAUCAGACCUCGCAGCGCACCACCCGCAAGCGACCUGUCGAGGAUCUAGACCGUCGUGAUGCUAAGGACGAGACUUCCUCCGCUCAGGAAGCCCCAAAUGUCCAUUUUCCGACUUUGUCCAGCGCUCGCUCGGAGUGGGAUGAGUGCCAGCUCACGGCCACACUCGAAGAGGAUCGUCGAGUAUCGGUCUGCCUUCAUCGGCCUGACAGGCCUGCGAUCCAAUGCGUGGCGCGUGUCGUCAGCGAAGUGAGUGUCUAUCGCACUCAGGCUGUCAGCGAAGGGCCGGAUGAGAAGCGCGCCGGUGCUAGCUCUCCUGGUGCACCAACCUCGCCCCACGGCUUUGAGGUGCUCUCGCGACCAGUACAACCAUGUGCAGCGAAGCUAAAGGGCAAGCAGGAGAAGAUCCGCGUGCGAGUUUUGCUCCUGGACGGCUUGAUCGCUCCUAGGUAUUUGGACGCGUGCGAUGCUGGCGAAGCAGCAGCUAGCCCGAUCGUCGACGAGACCAUGCAGGACGCCAGCUCUAGCGCUCCCAUGUCGAGAGCACCAAGCUCAGCGGCCUCCAUCGUCUUUCCCUCCGCCGAACCUCAAUCGCCUACGGAUCUCAGCAGAGCGCCAAGCAUGGGUAGAUCGGUGUCGAUGCGCAGUGCCAGCACCUUGUUACAGGAACGCAUUCAGGCAGUGCUUCCUGAGCAGCCUAAUCUGGCGUGCGACUUGCUGGUGCUCAAGAAUCCGCCGAUGGACCUUCCAGAAACGCUGCGGAACGCCUUGAGCACGGCCUUUGCAGAGAUCCAAAGAAACGCCGACUCCUUUCGAAGCGCUUAUGUGCUGGUUCGGGGCUUUGAGCAGUACGACGCAACGCGCAUUCGCCGAGGCGUUGUGCUUCCAGCAGUUCGACUUUUGGAUGGACCCACCGCCAGCUUGGGCUCUGCCUUACGACACAGGCUAGCUCUAGCCUGCGAGAAUGUGGCUUUUGGAACCUUGCACAGCCGCCUGUAUCCAGCAGUGCGCGCAACGCAGCGCGUCGAAGACGAGGCACUCGAUGCGUUGCUGCACACCUACGCCAAGUCGGGCAAGCCAGCAGCAGUAUCCCUUGGAGUGACAGUGUCUAGUCUGCGAACUCGACCCGCUCGACUGGACCCUGCUGUGCGCAUCUUGGAAAGCAUUGGAACAGCGAACGAAGAAGCGGAUAGGCUUAUGAGGCUAGACGCCUCUACGCUCCAAAGUCUAGCGCAAGGCUCGUCUCAGCGGGAAGGCGACUGGUCUGGCUGUACGCAGUCCUCGCAACGGGUACGGACGCCAUUGGAUAUACUCGCGACGCUGGUCUCCAUUCUCAAAGCGAUUGGUGAUUCGGUGACGACGGCAGCACGAACAAGCAGCCACUCGAGCUUGGGCAGCAUGCUCGAUUCGCACGAAUCACGGCCCCUGGGCGCCGACGAGUUGCUACCGAUCGUCGCUACUGUCAUUGUGCGAGCACGUCCUGCGGCUUUCGGUAGCGCACUGUUGUAUGCACGAACAUUUGGCAUCGACAACUCCACGAAUGCUGAGACGAGUUGGGCUUUAACCACCUUUGAAGCCGUGCUGGAAUGGUUGCGAGCCGACCCACUUCGUUUGAAAAGUGGACCACGUGGGCCUAACGAGGUGGGUCCUGCUCCACCAACCUCUCUUGACGGUCAAAAAAUUGGCAUGUCCCUUUCCAGACGUGCGGGCGCUUCUGACGCGGAAGUGCCGCAGCUUGACGACUUGGCGCGUAGUCGGCGAACAUCGUUGCCAUCGGAUGUUCUGCUGAUGGCGCGCAGCAACAGUGCGAUGAUGCGCUCAACGAGCUCUUUCUCGGAGCGUGACACAGCAAGCAGGCCGACUUCGCCCGAGGAUGAGCCAACGGGCAACGAUGGCUUCAAAAUGCCUGGCCGGCCCGCGUCCGCGACGUUCAGUCAAUCCCUCUCGCGACAUCACAGUCGAGUAAAGCGUCCUCAAAGCGUGUUAGGAGUCUUGGGCGAAGACACUGCUUUUGCUGGUUGCGGAGCGCACGAUUCGGCAGAACCAGAUUCGCACCUGGCCCCGAGCGAUUCUGCACCCAUCCCGUCGCACCCGAAUCUCCACAUACGCCCGCAGAUCGUGACGCGAAGGCGGCCGACAGCCUCGGCUGCGUCGACUUCGAGUGGAAGGGCCGAAAGAGCCUCUGCGCUCGAAAGAAGUGCCGUGAUCGGCGCAUCGUUUUCGGACAUGCCCGUGCGGGUAGUUGGUUCCGAGGCUUCCUUGAGCUCGCCGACAUCGUCAGGUAUGACUCGAGGCGGCAGUGAAGAUCUUACAGCGAUGGCAAAUCAUGGCCAUGUCAGACCGGACGGCGGACGAAGAAAGAGUAUGGAUUCGUGGUCCGCCCUGUCCAUGUUUUAUCGAGCACCAUCAGAGGAGAGGUCACGCCCAGAGUCCGCCGCACAACAUGCUGAGGAUCAAAUUAGGAAGGCUUCAGUACGUAGUUUCAGCCCUGCUGCAUCUUCGGUGUCCGAGGAAGGCGACGUGUGGAAGGCGCCUCCCUCACAAAGUGGUACAUGGCUUCCGACAUGGUCCGAUUUCAGCACUAGUGGUCGCAAAAGGGCGAGCUUUUCGGCAGGGACAUUGGGCGCGACGAUGCAGAGCACUAGUCCGCCCGCGAGUGCCGUGAGCACAGAUGGAAUCAGCCCGAGCGGAACCUUUAGCACGCUACCUCGGUCGAACUCGGGCAGCGGGUUUGCAGCCUUGUGCGGCGAAAGUCCACGCUCCAUCUCGUCUGCGCGCUUCACAGAUACCGCAACAGCAGCAACUGGCCCCGUAGUGCCCACUCUGCAAGCCUGGCCUCACCGAUACUCUGCAAUCAAGCGCACUGCAUCGUCGAUCUCAGCACAGACCCAGGUAGUGCCCGAUCAGUCGACUGCAUCGAUCUGCGACUCGGGCUCGGAGGCUAGCUCCCUCAAAUCGACUCGCGGAUCACAAGAUGUCCGAGCAUUCGAAACCAGUGCGUUGGAGCGACGUCGACGCUUGUCUCGCUUAAUGUCUCCCUCGCUUUCUGCUUCGGCCUCGCCUGCUAUGCAGCCUAGCCUGGCAGUCGACUUCUCAGCCUCCGGUGACUUUACGCCGGCGCGCCCGUCCGCCGAGGAAAGAAUGCCCGUCUCCAAUACCCACGCUCCGGCACCUGAAUUUGCGGCAUUUCGAGCCGCUUUGGCCGCUUCGUUCGGCUCGCGAAGCCCGCCGUCUUCUUCUUCCUCUGCCCAAGGCGAGACUGUCGAUCGACACUCUCGCAGACGCGUAAGCUUCAGUGAUAGCACCACCCCAGGCAGCAGUGGGCGUUUGCAUGCGGCCAUCGCCUCGGAUGCAAGCUCCUCGCAUAGUCAGCGUGAUUCGUACUUUCCGCAAUUGCGCAUCCACGUGCCUUCGCCAGUGCAGGAGCUGGCUGAUCCGAUCAGCAGCGCGACCAUAAGCAAUGGGGCCCAUUCUGGCGAGUCUCUCUCACCGCCCGCAGCUACAUCACGCGGCUCGCGCCAAACGGAAGCUGUGAGGCAAGGUGCGGAUCACACGCAGCUCGCGACGCCUGUGCUGCCCGCCCCCAGAGCGCUCUCGGCUUCCAGAUGAGAGUAGGGCGCUACGUUGCUGGAGCAAAGUGCUGCGCCCAAUCUCGUUCUCGACUAAUCGACUGGACCACGUCCGGUGCGGCGUACAUCGCCAGCUUCUACAUUCUAGCAGGAGCAGUGCUCCAGCGUUUCCGAAUCGUUGCCAAACUUUUUGUUCUCGCUCGCCAUGAUUUAGCGCCCCAUCGACCGUGUGUGCAUCGAAGCGUCCUCAAGAAUCACAACCACAUCCGCAUACCAAUCCGACUCUAGACAAUGCAGACUCGAACGCACCAAUGGGCUCCUUUCAUUUCGCGUGCCACGCUUUCCGUUCCCUCAUGUUGUACAUGUACCUGAGCUCGCGCAAUCAACAUAUGACCAGC